AUGGGAGCGUACGACCCCCCCCCUCGGAUCAUGUCCUUUGUUGGGUUGGAAAGCGGCGGCCGCGGCGGCGGCGACAGGAACGAAAAGCAGCAACACCUCUGGGACUGGGAGCCCUCCGUUCACCCGUCCAGCGAGAUCGCCCACUACUACCAGUUUCCACCCUUCUUCGAAAGCGCCGCCAUCCCAAACGCCUCCUUCUAUGAUUGCGCCGCCUCUUCUUUCCCGCCCUUGGCGGCGGCGAGCAGCACCACGGGCGGCGGGUGUCCUCUCUACUCCGUUGUCCCCGGAGACUACCGCGGGGGACCUGUCAAGCAUGAAGACGACUGGGGCGCCGGGGGGAUCGGCCUCAACUUGGGCCACAGGAUGUACUUCCCCACAAGUGACGCGCUUGGCGUCGAGCGGCUCUUCCAGAGAUCAACAGCGAUCUACCAGGUGAGCACCCACGUACCGCAGUGCCAGGUAGAAGGGUGCAAGGCCGACCUGACGAGGGCGAAGAAUUACCACCGCCGGCACAAAGUCUGCGAGUUCCACUCCAAGUCCGCUGUGGUGAUCAUCGGCGGGAUGCACCAGAGGUUCUGCCAGCAAUGUAGCAGGUAA
Spirodela intermedia is the source of this 597-nucleotide messenger RNA. Lineage: Eukaryota; Viridiplantae; Streptophyta; Magnoliopsida; Alismatales; Araceae. The record is from the annotation of a GenBank genome assembly.